AUGUUUGAAGCACGCUUGGCCAACGGCAAGACCCUCAAGGACAUUAUCGAGUCCAUCAAGGAUCUUGUGAAUGAUGCGAAUCUGGAUUGUUCGGAAGAAGGCAUUUCCAUUCAAUGCAUGGACAGUUCGCACGUGUCUCUGGUAUCGAUUAGUCUGGCGGCCAAUGCGUUUGAUCAUUACCGAUGCGAUCGUCCUCUCUCCUUGGGACUCAACAGUGCGAAUAUGGCCAAGAUCUUCAAAAUGAUGGGCAAGGACGAUUCGGUUGUCUUGAAGGCAGAAGAUGAACCGGAUAACCUCACCAUGAUGUUUGAAAAUGACAAGACUGAUACCAUUGCCGAUUUUGAACUCAAACUCAUGGACAUUGACAAUGAACAGCUGGGAAUUCCGGAUACUCCCUACAAAUGCACCAUUCAAAUGCCCGCUGGCGAAUUCCAGAGAAUCAUUCGCGACCUUCAAGUGCUGGGAGACGCCUGUACCAUUUCCUGUACCAAGGAGGGAAUCCGAUUCACUGUUUCGGGUAGCAUCGGGACGGGAAAUAUCCUCAUUCGCGCCCACGACGCCGAAAAGGAGGAAAACUCCGUCAAGAUUGAAAUGGAGGAACCCGUCGAACUCUCGUUUGCCCUUCGGUAUCUCAACUUUUUCACCAAGGCGACUCCCUUGAGUGCACAGGUCGUUCUCUGUAUGAGCCCCGAAGUACCUAUUGUUGUCGAUUAUCCCAUUGAAGAUACCGGUUUUGUCAAGUUCUAUUUGGCUCCCAAGAUUGAUGAAGGUGAUGAAGAGGAGUAA
Molecule: messenger RNA, 786 nt
Organism: Seminavis robusta
Lineage: Eukaryota; Bacillariophyta; Bacillariophyceae; Naviculales; Naviculaceae
Source: the annotation of a GenBank genome assembly